AUGGACUUCAGGAACUACAGCACCAUCACAGAGUUUAUCCUCCUUGGGCUCUCUGCCAACCCCCACAUCCAGGCUGCACUCUUUGUGCUCUUCCUGGGGUUUUACCUGCUGACCAUCAUGGGGAACCUGCUGCUGCUGCUGGUGAUAAGGGCUGAUUUCCACCUCCACACCCCCAUGUACUUCUUCCUGAGUCACCUCUCUUUCGUUGAUAUCUGCUUCUCUUCAGUCACUGUGCCCAAGAUGCUAGAGAACCUUCUGUCUCAAAAGAAAACAAUAUCAGUAGAGGGCUGCCUCACUCAAGUCUUCUUUGUGUUUGUUGCUGCAGGAACUGAAGCCUGUCUGCUUUCUGUAAUGGCCUAUGACCGCUAUGCUGCCAUCUGCCACCCUCUGCUCUAUGGACAGAUCAUGAGUAAACAACUGUAUAUGCAGCUUGUGUGGGGAUCAUGGGGGCUGGGCUUUCUAGAUGCAUUCAUCAACAUCUUCCUAGCUAUGAAGAUGGUCUUCUGCAAGGCCCAAAUCAUCCCCCACUACAGCUGUGAAAUGCCUUCUCUCCUCUCACUGUCCUGUUCUGAUAUCUCCAGAAACCUCAUUGCCUUGCUCUGC
This is a messenger RNA of Ailuropoda melanoleuca (giant panda), 603 nucleotides long. Its product is annotated as olfactory receptor 8S1. The annotation marks the transcript as partial. Gene Ontology annotation, molecular function: G protein-coupled receptor activity; olfactory receptor activity. Gene Ontology annotation, biological process: G protein-coupled receptor signaling pathway. NCBI's taxonomy places the organism in Eukaryota, Metazoa, Chordata, Mammalia, Carnivora, Ursidae. The transcript has a single exon. The record is from RefSeq and is a predicted model, not a curated record. Gene Ontology annotation, cellular component: membrane.